Vespula pensylvanica (western yellowjacket) is the source of this 1201-nucleotide messenger RNA. Its product is annotated as alpha-ketoglutarate-dependent dioxygenase alkB homolog 7, mitochondrial. Lineage: Eukaryota; Metazoa; Arthropoda; Insecta; Hymenoptera; Vespidae. Gene Ontology annotation, cellular component: mitochondrial matrix. The record is from RefSeq and is a predicted model, not a curated record. Bases 340 to 1047 code for a protein of 235 amino acids. Gene Ontology annotation, biological process: fatty acid metabolic process; DNA damage response. The transcript has 5 exons.
AUUUUCAAUGUGUUUAAAACCUUCCAUAUACAUGAUAUACUCUAUGAGCUAUGAAAGUAAUUAUAUUACUUUUACAAGGUCAUAUUUGUUUUAAUUAUUGUUCGUUCAUUUCGUAGUAAAGAUAUUGUUUAUAUUUUUUUUAGAAAUUAAAUACUAUUCUCUAAAGUGUCCCUUGAAUACAAUUUGAAUUUGUCCACUUAAUGUCUUUUAACGUACGAGAUUACGGAUUGGACUACGUAGAUUCGUCAUCGCCACGUGAUAGAAGAAGAAUAGAAGAUUACGGAUGAUAAGAAAUUAACAAACUUUAUAUAUUAAUGUUCUAAUAAUCAUUUCGUAAACAUGAUAAAAGUUCCAUUAGUGCGAUGGGUUCAAAAUAACUUCGUCUAUUCGACUUCUCAACAUAUUAUAUUUAAAUUUCCAAAAUGUACAAUUGCAAAUUUGAAUAAUAUAGUGAAUAAGGCUGAUAAAAACACAACAAAUUGGAAAGAUGCUUUAUAUAGGACUAUGAAAGUUUAUCCUAAUUUUAUUACCGAAGAAGAAGAAAUUUCUUUGAUGAAAGAAAUUGACCCAUAUAUGCAACGUUUACGAUAUGAGUUUUCGCAUUGGGAUGAUGCUAUUCAUGGUUAUAGAGAAACAGAAAGAAAACAAUGGAAUGAACAAAAUAUGAAAGUAAUUAAUAGAAUACGUCAAAAAGCAUUUCCACCAGGAAUGCCACAAUUAAAUUUAGUGCAUAUUUUAGAUUUAACAGCUGAAGGAUGGAUAAAGCCACAUGUUGAUAGUGUUAGGUUUUGUGGAGAUGUAAUUGCUGGACUGAGUUUAUUGAGUGAUAGUGUGAUGCGCCUUACAAUGGUUAGUCAUGAACAGGAAUACAGAGAAGAUUUUCUUCUACCUCGCAAAUCUUUAUAUAUUAUGAAUGGUGUGGCAAGGCAUAAAUAUAAUCAUGAAAUUUUAAGAUCAGAGGAAUCCUAUUUCCAAGGACAAAAAAUACCUAGAAGUCGUCGUAUAUCUAUAAUAUGCAGAAGUGAGGUAGAAGGAAAUAUAGAAUAGAUAAAAUUGUUUCAAUAAAAUAUUUUUAGAUAUAUCAGAUUAAUCGUCAAUGGUAUAAACUAUUCGAAAUGUGUAUUAUUAUCAUCAUAUUCGUACAUUGGGCAGCAUGUCUUGAAUAUUACAUACCAUUGAUAGUGUCUAAUGUUUUUGGGAG